Molecule: messenger RNA, 5148 nt
Organism: Prorocentrum cordatum
Lineage: Eukaryota; Dinophyceae; Prorocentrales; Prorocentraceae
Source: the annotation of a GenBank genome assembly
AUGGCUUUCUCGCCGGCAGCGAAGAAGCGCAAGGGCGACAACGCGGCCAGCGUCGUCGGCAGCCCCGGCGCAGCGUCCGCGCAGAGUGGCGCCCAAGCGCUGAGCCAGCGCGCCGCAGUCGGCAUGUCCCCGAAGGCGCCAGCGAAGAAGCCCAACAGCGCGCCGAUCGAGGUCUUCGUCUGGCUCUACACCAAGUGCGGGUCGGACGUGUUUCCCGGGUUCCCGCAGACGGAUCUCUUCGGCUUGCGUCUGCGGCACGAGGCUUUCCCCGCGGUGGAUUCGGACAUCCUCGCUUCCUUCAAAAUGUUCCUGGGCGAAAAGAAUGCGGAGAACGACGAUUACCCGGCCGACCUGAAGGAGCUGAAGGACUACGAGCGCAUCAUCAUCUCCCUGACCCAGACGCCCAAGGACGUCGAGGGCCGCCGCGUCCAGACCAACAUGCCGCUCAAGGAGUGGAGCGUCAUGUUCUGGACCGACGAGCCCUUCCACUGCAUGCGUCUCAUCGCGGACUUCUCGCGGUGGAGGGCCCAGCACCGCCGCCCCGCGGACAAGAGCCCCUGGCCGGACCUGAGCACUCUCAAGAUGGUGGUGAACCCAUUCGUCAACGUGUCAAUGGACGGCUUCAACACGGACAACAUCACCAUGCCCAUGACGGUGAACGAACCGAGCACCACCUUGCAGUGCUCCAUAUUCGAGAGCUCCCCACCUGGUUCCUCUAAAAUGGUUGAGGUCCGUGUCCAGGUGAUCGACCAGAAGACCGUCUUCUUCGCUUGGGAGGGCCGCACCUUCCCCUACCGCGAGCGCUUCGACUUGAAGCGCAUUGGCCGGGAGGACAACGUUCGCAUAUUGCCCCAGGCCCGCACGGACGUGAGCAUUGCCGACAACGCAGCCUUCAUUCGCGACGUUUUCAAGCAGGGCGUUCUCCGCGAUCUGUCGGUGCACCUCGUGCUGGAGGAGAGCUCGGUUCCCGCCGACGGGCCCGUCAAGGAACUGCUGGACGAGUUUCGCGGAGCUGCUGCUGCAGAUUUCGAGGAGAGGAGCCUGAACAAGUGGGCGCGACAACAGGAACACCUCCUGCGCUCGCGCCGGCUGACUGAGGGGCGCGCGCAGGCGCUCCAGAGGUGGAUCCCGUGGGGCGCCGGUCAGAAGGACAGUGUUUGGAACCAGUCUUACGACAGCUUGCGUAACUGGCUCCGUGCGCACGCCAACCGGUACCCGACGAGAGCGAACAACGCUUCCAAGACAGAGAAGUCUCUGCGUACCUUCGCAGACAACUGCCGCCGUUUGUACAACCGAUCACCGGCCUCCGAUGCAGGCAUUGCCGUUCGUCGGUGCGAGCUCCUGCGCGCUCUGCCGGGAUGGGACACGUUCGCGGAGCAGACGUCUUGGGAUAGCAAUUUCCAGAGACUUCAGGAGUGGCUGCGCACGCACUGCGGCGCAUUCCCGGACAGCAUGGGCACGUCCUCGACAUCGCCAGAAGAACUGCGCCUUGCUGGGUGGAUCCAGAGGCAGCGCGCUGCGUACCACUCUGUUCCGCGCCGCGCCGCUGGGCUUCACGACGAUCAACAAGCCGCAUGUGCACACGACCACGUGCGACGACGCUUCUCCUACAAGCGUCCACCCAUACCCAGAACCACGGUGGACCAUGGCCCGGCCGGCGGGGCCUCCUCCCCGGCGGCGCCCUCCAAGUGCGCCUGGGCCUCGGGGUGCGCUGCGCCUCCCGUUGCGAGCUUCGCGGGUCUUCGAUAUUGCUUGACCCAUGACCGCAUACUUCGUGCUGAACGCCCCGCUGUCGCAUCUAUUGCGGACUACAGGGACAGCUUCUUCGUCCCGCACCAGGGGAGCGCCCUCGCGAGCGUCUGUGACCAAUGCGGCUCCCACAACUUCGAGGAAGAGCGGGUGCAACGAGCAAACGCUCGGACAAGCAUGCUCGGGCACUUCAGCAUUUGCUGCCAGAACGGCAAGAUUACUCCUGCCCAGAUCCGGACGCUGCCAUGCCCCCCGCCAGAGCUACUCGACAUUCUGCGGGGCACUUCGCGAACGCACCAAGCAGCGCGAGCCGCCCUCAAGAUGUACAACCACGCUUUCGCCUUCGUGUCCUACGGGGCGUCUUGCUUUGCAGACCAGGCUCCAGGGCGCGGCCCACCUGUUGUGAUCUGCCACGGCACCGUAUACCACAACUCGGGCUACCUGUUCCCCCGGGACGGCGACGCCCCCACGUUUGCCCAGGUGUACCUGUACGACCACAACGAGGCCGUGAAGGCGCGCACGGACAACCCUUAUCAUUCCGGGAUCAACGCCGACAUCGUGGAGCACUUGCAGCGCAUGCUCGACCGGGUCAACCCGUACGUGCACCAGUUCCGACACAUGCGGGACAUCGUUCGCAACCACAACCCCACCAACGUGCAAUUGUGCAUUUCCCAGACGGAGGGCCAGGACAUGCGCCGCUACAACAAGCCCCAAACUUACGAGCCAGCCGUGGUGUUCCGCAGCUCCGACGGCGUGCUUCACGGCACCCGGGCGGCCGCUGUGGCCGCGGGCAGCGAGACCACCUUGACGGCGUGGUUCCGCUUGAACGCAGAGCCGCCCGACGGAUUUACGCCUCCGGCUCGCUCGCUGCAUUACGCCGAGGUGCCGCAGUUCUUCUCCUGGAACCGCAGCAGUUUCUCGGACCUCGCCACCGUCGUCCAUUCGGACGGCAAUCGCCAAACAUUCUACCAGCGGCGAUGGAACGACGACACCUCCACGUGGGAGAACUCGGACGUGCCAGAUUACCGGCGAGCAUGCGAGGAGCAAGGCUUUGCGAACUCCAGCGACGAGUACGCCCGCUGCAUGGAGGAGGCCGCUCGCCUACGGAGCGCCCCAGCGCUGCGCCGUCUCUUCGCCAUGUUGCUCCUCCAUUGCGAGCUCGCCUCCCCCGUGACCUUGUGGCAGCGAUUCGCGAAUGACCUCUGCGAGGACUUCCAGCGGCACCUCAGCGAGACCGACUCGGAGAACGCAGCGCUUCUGCACGUUCAAGAGGCACUCAGCCAGGCUGGGAAGACGCUGACGGACUUCGGAUUGCCAACGCCCACGGACCACGACGUCGCGGGCCUGCAGCCCCGAGAUGUUCGUAGGGAAACCGCCUACGACGCAGAAGAGGAAUGGACAUCUGCGCGGUCCCAUCGGUCUAUGAUGAACGACGCGCAAGCGAUCGUGUUUGACCAGGUCGCCGACGCCGUCAUCGGAGCCCGUCCGCUCGCCGUGUUCAUCGACGGCCCCGGCGGCACGGGCAAGACCUUUGUGUACAAGGCCAUCCUCCACCACGUGCGUGGCAUGGGAGAGAUCGCCCUGCCGUGCGCUUGGAGCGGGAUCGCUGCUGUCCUCCUGCCAGGGGGACGCACAUGCCAUUCCCGCUUCGGACUACCAGUGCCGCUGCCCUUGGACGACGUCGCUUCGAACAUCGGGUUCCAGACGAGCCGCGCCGAAAUCCUGCGACGAGCUAGAGUCAUCCUCUGGGGCGAGGCGCCGAUGGCCCCUCGGGGAGCACUGCAAUGCGUCGAUGCACUGCUGCGAGACGUUACCCAGACGGACGCGCCAUUCGGCGGCAAGGUGGUGAUCCUCGGCGGCGACUUCCGCCAGGUGCUCCCCGUCAUCCCACGGGUUGCCCGCGAAGACCUCGUUCAGCAUUCGCUGCUGAACCACCCUUUGUGGCGCGCGGGCGUUGUGGAGGUCCACGCCCUGACGGAGAACAUGCGGGCCAGGGGCGACGCCGAUUGGCAGCGUUUCCUCUUGGACAUCGGAGACGGCCGCGCACCGACCUUUCCGGACAUCCACCCCGAGGCCGUGCGCCUGCCCGACAACAUCGUCGCCCCCAGCCAUUGGGGGCCGGAGGACCUCGCGCGCGCCAUCUACGCCGACAUCGCUGCGUCAGCGGCGAGGUGCGUCGGGGGCGACGUGGCCGCCGAAGACUUGCAGUACUUCUGCGAUAGGGCGAUUCUCACUCCGAAGAACGCGACGGCCGACUCAGUGAACGUCGCUAUAUUGCGCGAAGCUUUCCCGGACACGACCGUCACGUACUACAGCGUGGACGACGUGGACGCCGCGUCGCCGGCGGAGCGGGACCUCUGGCCGACGGACUUCUUGAACAGCCUCACGCCGUCUGGACUGCCGCCCCACGAGCUCGCGCUCGCGCCGGGGGCCCUGGUCAUGUUGCUCAGAAAUUUAGACGCCGACGCGGGCCUGGUCAACGGAGUUCGCGCCAUCGUCGUCCGCGCGCAGCCCCGGGUCCUCGACGUGCUCCUCGUGUCUGAUACAGAGAUGCCGCUCGCGGGCGCCGCUUCCAGCAGUGACGACGCACCGGCGUUCCUGGACGAGGGCUCCGAGGCGCCGCCGAGCCCCGCUGCUCGGCCGCGACGCUUCGCGCGGGACCACGGGCCAGACGACAUCGAUGAGUUCGGGCCGGCGCCCCCAGACGAUGCUUCUGCUAACGUCGUCCUCGCACCGCUGCGCCUGCGCGGAGAAGUCGUGGACGCCCCAGCGCCUCCUGAGACGCUGUUCCAAACAUGCGCAGCCACAGAGAACGACAAUCCCAGUGCAGAUUCCGCCGACCCCAUGCCCUCAACACAGCUACGAUGCGAGGCCGCCAGCUCAUCGAAGCAGAGGGAGCGAUUCACCGGAUUCUUCGAGCGGCAGCGCGGCGCCCAUUGCGGCAUGCACGCGCUCAACAACGCCCUGGGCUUCGCGCUGCUCGACGAGGGGACCAUGGAGGCAUCCGCCCAUGCAUUCAUCGAGCAUGCCGCUUUAGACGGCCUCCCACAGCGCCUGCGCGACCACAUGAGCCCCUCUGGAGAUUAUUCCGAGGCGGUGCUGGCGUUUGUGCUUCAACGAUGCGGAAACAGUUUCUCCUUGAACCUCAAUGCUCCCGUUCUACCACAGGACGCGAUGAACAUUUUUGCGCCUAACGUGGUCGGGGUCGUGGUAAACCAGAACAACGCACAUUGGAUUGCGGUGAAGGCUGUGUCCGGCCGAAUCUGGAAGUUGGACAGCGCACCAGGUGAUGGACGUAGUGUUGCGGAGCCUGUACUCUGUGAGCUUAGCGACUUCCAGAAGCUCCUGCGCAGACAUCCCACCGCGUGCCCACUGCUCGACAUCCGGCCGCGCACGUAG